GGAUCCCCGACAUUUCUCAAGAUGCUCUGUUGCAAGGCCAUAAGCGGCAGGUUCCUCACUAAGAUCCUCACCUUCGGCAUCCUCUGGGCCCUCAUCAUCUACACCCUCUACCAGUUCAGGUCUUUCUCCAUAGACGUACCGGUGCCCCACCUCAACAGCAGGUUCCUCCUCCAGAAGCGGUUGGAUCCCCUCACGAGGCACGCGGACAGUACCACGGAGAGCAUGGACUUGGAACCGUUCGUGGAUAAGAGUCCCAGUUUGUCCGAGGAUAACCUUAUAGAGGAUAUCCAGAAGAGGAUGCCCAAUCUGCCCAUAGUGUAUUGGAACAAGAACAAGAAUAAGCCCAUGGGGCUCAACAAUACCUGCGCGAGGUUUCCUUCGAUGUUUGAUUUGGAAUUCAACAACCUCUACUGGCAAACCCUGCGGACUUCCAACGGGACCUUCCAGUUGUACGGGGCGUACUUAGACAAGAGGGCUAACAAUAGACUGGGACCGACCGUCAGGAUAUUGGGCAUGAUCGACAGGAUAGAACCUACGGUUGUGACGUACUGCCAAUUCUGGUUCGACGGGAAGAAGGACCCUGUGAUAGGAAAGAGUUUCGAGUAUAAAUACAUAUGGUGA
Anoplophora glabripennis (Asian longhorned beetle) is the source of this 621-nucleotide messenger RNA. RefSeq lists its product as uncharacterized. The record is from RefSeq and is a predicted model, not a curated record. Lineage: Eukaryota; Metazoa; Arthropoda; Insecta; Coleoptera; Cerambycidae.